AGAGCGUAAUAUGCGUGGUGUGUGUGGUUGGCGUUAGCGUUAGCAUUAGCAUUAGCUUCUUGUCUCGGUUGCUGGGUGACGGGGGCAGCUCCGUGGGUUAGAUCUGUCCCGUUUCGGCACGGUCUUUGCAGUCCAUGGUCCACGGAGUCUACACGGAGGAGCAGCCUUCGUCGGCCGUGUCCUUCGAAGGAUGCAGCCGCUGAAUUGAGACACGGCUUACAUGUUUACAGUUAUGGUGGCGUUGGCUAGAGCUGACAGCGUCUUCAGCAACUGAGUCCUCGUCAAAUUUAACAUAGGAAACAAUGGUGGCUGUUUUCCUGGUGACUCUAUACGAAUAUUCUCCGCUGUUUUACAUUAGUGUUGUGUUUUUAUGCUUCGUUGUUACGGCUGCAAUGGUACUUGGGUGGGUGGGCUUUGAUGUCCAUGCCAUUCUCCGAAACUCUGAUGAAGAACAAUCAGUUCUCCCCACUCCAGAAAAGCAAAUGAUUCGGGUGACCAACCCUUUCACUGUGGAGCUUUCAUCUAAAGCUGCCUCUGUGACUGAUGGAUUGUGGUUGCGACUUCGCUGCCUGGAGUCCUCUGUUCUGAGCUGUUUCUGGGGUUGUGACACUUCUUCUGUUCAAGCAGCUCUAAAGGCCCUACAGCACAGCCCACAGCCCAGCAGUCUGCAGUGUUUCCAGCAAGCUUUAGCCUGCCAGUAUUACUAUAGCCAGAAAUUUCAAAUCAGUGAUACAAACUGGACUGAGCUCUGCACACACAUCCCUGCUGAACAAGAGAUCACAGACUUUGGGCCUCUACCAAGACAACGCUACCCCCUAGUGGCUGUGUUGACGUUGGCCCAGCAGGAGGCUAUAAACAUCUAUAACAUUGUGGCCAGUGUGACAGUCUUUCAUGUACCAGAUAGCAAGUAUCCCCUCUCAGCACGCAUACUUUUUCAGUACCUUUUUACUGCACAAGGAAGCAUGUAUGAAUUAAAGCCUCUCUUCAUGUCUGCAGACAGUGAGGAGGACAAAGCUGAGCCUAGUACCAGCAGUAGUACAAACAUGAGCCCAAACAGACCGGAGAGAGACACAGAGGAGCAGUGGUCGGGCCGGAGCGAGCGGGACUGUGUGGUGUGUCAGAAUGCCAGAGUGAACAAAGUGCUUCUCCCCUGCAGACACACGUGUGUGUGUGAGAGCUGUGUGCUGCAUUUACAGCACUGCCCGGUCUGUAGGGGUUUCAUCAUAGAGUCAUUCACCCUUAGACCCAAUGAUGGAACAAGCGACAGCGUUUGAUAGAGGUACAGCUAAAAGGACUAUUCUUUUUAUGGGACUUCUUCAUGGAAUUUUAACUGUCAUCUCAGUUUGUUUGCGGUGAUUUGUCAUUUCUAAAUGCUUCUGUUGAGAGAAUUAACAGAUUAACUGAAUCUCAAAGAUUUGUAUCAGGUGAGAAUUGUAAGGCAAGACUAAUAUCACAUUUACCGGUAUGUCUAAAUCAGUUAAGAUUUAUGUCAUUAAGCAAGAGUUUCAUCUGUCACAUUUUCAUGUAAAACAUGUCAUGAUAUCUUGUAUAUAUGUUGUAUGUAAUAAAGUAUAACACGUAUAC
Messenger RNA from Periophthalmus magnuspinnatus, 1584 nucleotides. RefSeq names its product cell growth regulator with ring finger domain 1 (gene cgrrf1). Bases 303 to 1274 code for a protein of 323 amino acids. Lineage: Eukaryota; Metazoa; Chordata; Actinopteri; Gobiiformes; Gobiidae. Gene Ontology annotation, biological process: negative regulation of cell growth. The transcript has 6 exons. The record is from RefSeq and is a predicted model, not a curated record.